GAAAGGUAAACGUUUAUGAAAUCACUGCUUUUAUUUUGAAAGGGCACACCACAGAAGGAUGUUACCAUCAAGCCCGAUGCGCCUGACACCCUCUUACUGGAGAAGCAUGCAGAUUAUAUUGCAUCCUAUGGCUCAAAGAAAGAUGAUUAUGAGUACUGUAUGUCUGAGUACUUGAGAAUGAGUGGCGUCUAUUGGGGUCUGACUGUAAUGGAUCUCAUGGGACAACUAAAUCGCAUGAAUAAAGAAGAAAUUCUGGCAUUUAUUAAGUCAUGUCAACACGAGUGUGGUGGAAUAAGUGCUAGUAUUGGACAUGAUCCUCAUCUUUUGUACACUCUGAGUGCUGUCCAGAUUCUUACUCUGUAUGAUAGUAUUAAUGUUAUUGACGUAAAUAAAGUUGUGGAAUAUGUUCAGAGUCUACAGAAAGAAGAUGGUUCUUUUGCUGGAGAUGUUUGGGGUAAUGUCAUUUUAAUUCAUUCUACCAAAUAUACCAAUCUUAAAUGUUUUGGUGCAUUGUUUUUUGUUUGUUUAUAGGGGAAGCUGGAUGCUAUUAAUGUGGAAAAGGCAAUUGAAUUUGUUUUAUCGUGUAUGAACUUUGAUGGUGGAUUUGGUUGUAGGCCAGGUUCUGAGUCCCAUGCUGGGCAGAUCUAUUGUUGCACAGGAUUCCUGGCUAUUACUAAUCAGUUGCACCAAGUAAACUCUGAUUUACUUGGGUGGUGGCUUUGUGAACGACAGUUACCUUCAGGUGGACUGAAUGGAAGGCCAGAGAAGUUACCAGAUGUAUGCUAUUCAUGGUGGGUGUUGGCUUCCCUAAAGAUAAUAGGAAGGCUUCAUUGGAUUGAUCGAGAAAAACUGCGCAGUUUCAUCUUAGCGUGUCAAGAUGAAGAAACUGGAGGAUUUGCAGACAGACCAGGAGAUAUGGUAGAUCCUUUUCAUACUUUAUUUGGAAUUGCUGGAUUGUCACUUUUGGGAGAAGAACAAAUUAAACCUGUUAAUCCUGUUUUUUGCAUGCCUGAAGAAGUACUUAGGAGAAUGAAUAUUCAGCCUGAACUAGUGAGCUAGAUUCAUUGAUGCAAAGUUGCUUAGUAUAAUUUUGUCAUCCUAAAAUUUCUGUUUUUGAAGUGCUUGUCAUACUUAAAAAUGACUGUUAAUAUUUUGUAUA
Molecule: messenger RNA, 1159 nt
Organism: Myotis davidii
Lineage: Eukaryota; Metazoa; Chordata; Mammalia; Chiroptera; Vespertilionidae
Gene: RABGGTB
Product: Rab geranylgeranyltransferase beta subunit
Exons: 7
Biological process (GO): protein geranylgeranylation
Cellular component (GO): Rab-protein geranylgeranyltransferase complex
Molecular function (GO): Rab geranylgeranyltransferase activity
Source: RefSeq, a predicted model, not a curated record